AUGGCGGACGCGAGAGAGAUGAGAGAAGACGAGCUGCGAGCCAGACUGGAGGAGCUGGUCGCUGAGCUGAGGGUCAGGAGCUACCCGAGAAUGGGCGCUGCAUGGGGAGGAGAGAACAUGGAGCGAGGGAGGAGCAAGAACCCUUGGGCGAAAGCGGAAAGAGGGAUCAAGAUGGCGGAGCUGGGAGACAGACAGACUGCUCCGCAGGCUGAGGGGCACUGCGCCAUCGUCAUCGAGAGAGAAGGAGAUUCUUCGGCCGCCGCAAGGACGUCAUCGGCCACAGAGAUAGGAGGAGCGCAAGUGCGCGUCAAGGAGGAGGCAGCGUCACCAUCGGACACGCCCGCCCUGCAGCAGAAUGUCAACAAGGGGGUUUAUUACAGCCGUUUGCAGUACAACGGUAAGGCCGAUUGGCGAGACUUUGUAAAGCAGUUUGAAAUGAUGGCAAUGGUAAACAACUGGACAGACAGAGAGAAAGCCAGUAAUUUAAUUGCUUGUUUAGAAGAAGAGGCUUUACAUUGUUUAACCACCGUCGAUCUAAAUGGCUGUAGUAGCUAUGGGACAUUGGUUGCUGAACUGAGCGUGUGUCUGACAAGAGAGCGUGACGUUAAGCCCCGACAUGGGCCCCGUGCCGAUCACGGGAGAGAGAAUAUGCGGUGUGGGGGGAACAUGUUGCCAGGGGCGAGCCGGCAGCCAGUGAAAGCAGGCCGAUAUGACGGUAGAUCGCCGUGGGAGGCGUACCACGUCAAAUUCAGGAUGGCAGCGCUCACUAAUGACUGGGGGCCGACGGAGAAAGCAGGACAGUUGGCGGCUGCAUUAGAGGGAGAAGCGCUGCAGGUUCUGCUGGACUUGGGCCCAGACGAGGUGGCCCAAUACGAGGUGUUAACCGCAGCUCUCGAACGCCGUUUUGGGAGAGUGGAGCCCGCAGUCGGGUUGCGCCUGCAGCUGGCCAACCGCACUAGAGCUCCCGGAGAGAAACUGGGCGUACUGGCUGCUGAUGUCCGGUACCUGGCCCGGAGGGGGUACCCAAUGUUCCCGCCAGCCACCCAGGAGGACCUGGCUGUCGAGGCCUUUGUUCGCGGACUGACCCCGACCGCUCUACGUCAGCAGGUCCGGUUUGCUGCCCCAACCUCCCUAGAGCUUGCCGUGGCUCACGCCGAACGAGUCGAGGCGGUGCUCGAGGAGGGGGAGCGGGACCAUGCCCCUGGGAGCGAGAGUGACCCCCCCACAGCUGUGCUGGGGCUGUGGACAGCCUGGCCACCUACGGCGCCACUGCCCAGCAGCAGCUGCUGCACCACCACCACACCUGACACAGCAACCGCAGGGAAACGCCAAGGGGCCCGCAUAGACGGGACGACGCGUGCCCCCAGUCCAGUCCCAUUAAUCGCGGACCACCCAGCUGCAGCGGCCGUCACCAGUACUAACCCGUGUAGCCGACAGAGCAGGGCGUCACCCCUCACGGAAACAGCCGACCACAGACAGUGCCAGCCAGCUAUAGCGGUAGGAAGGACCACUGCCGGGGACUUCUGCCAUGUCCCCGUCCGCAUUGAGGGGGUCCCGUGCACUGCUCUCGUGGACACUGGCUCCACGGUGACUCUCAUCCGCCCCGAUGUGCUCCCUGCAGGGGUCCGGCUGGAGCCCACCACCGUGCAGUUGCGCACUGUGACUGGAGAGCUAGCCCCCAUGCAAGGAAAGGGCAACCUUGCUAUUGAAGUGGCUGGACGGACAGUACACCACCCUGUCUGGGUAGCAGCUGUACAGGACCCCUGCAUACUGGGCCUGGACUUCCUGCGCUACACAGGCGGACAGCUAAACCUCCGGACCGGGACACUGCACAUACAGGGGAGCCCGGCUUUAGCUUUAGCCUCACCCCUUGGACCGCUGGGUCGGAGUCGGGACCCCUUCGCACGACAGUUUCGGGAUCUGCCGAGGACACAACGUACCGCCGCCAUGAGACGGGAGACCUCAGCACACCCCCGGGCUCCAUCAUGCGCCAGUCUCAUCAGGGACAAUACAGCGUCUCGACGGCCCCCACUCCGGAAGGAGCUACUGCUUGCACAGCCGCCUUCAGGUGCCAGCGCUCGCCAGCCAACAUGGCCACCCUCAGGCCGCAACGCUCGCCAGCCAACACGGCCACUCUCAGGCCGCAACGCUCGCCAGCCAACACGCCCACCCUCAGGCCGCAAUGCUCGCCAGCAUGUACAGCCGCCCUCCUGCAGUUCUAGCGUGGCCCAGGGGAAUGCAGCUCUCCCCCAGGCAGCCCCGCCACCCUGCCCGGCGCCGCCAACCGCUACCCAAGGGCUGCGGGAGGAUACCGCCAUGCCACGCCCUACUGUCAGGAGUAAUUCAGCGUCCCCAGCAAUCUCCCCUCCGCCACCAGUCUCCCCUGAAGACCCAGCUCUCAGCGCAGUGCAUGCAGUUUGGCUCAGGAGCUGCGAAGGGCUUUGCACAGAAGAGCGUCGCCAGCUGUGGGAACUGGUGUAUGAGUAUCGCCACAGUUUCACUACCGCCUCGGAUGACGUGGGGCGGACACACCUGGUGCAGCACCAGAUCGAGACGGGAGCCGCCCGCCCCAUUAAGCAGCGCCCUCGCCGCCAACCACUCGCCCUCCAGGAAGCCACAGAGCAGGUGCUGGAGGAGAUGAAGGCAGCGGGGAUCAUUGAGCCGUCCGACAGCCCCUGGACCUCGCCGGUAGUCAUGGUGCGGAAGAAGGACGGCAAGUGGCGCUUCUGCGUCGAUUACCGGCGAGUGAACGAUGUGACGGAGAAGGACUCCUACCCCCUUCCCCGCAUCGAUGAGUCCCUGGACUUGGUGGCCGGCUCUAGAUGGUUCUCUUCGCUGGACCUCCGCAGCGGCUACUGGCAGGUUGCGCUGGAUCCCUCUGCACGGCCGAAGACUGCCUUCUCCACUGGACGGGGUCUGUGGCAGUUUACUGUGAUGCCGUUCGGACUUUGCAACGCCCCCGCAACGUUCGAGCGGCUCAUGGAAAAGGUGCUGGCCGGAGUACCCCCCUCGGAGUGCCUGGUCUACCUGGAUGACCUGCUAGUCCACGGAGGGACCUUCCAGGACGCCCUGGCCUCCCUGCAUGAGGUGCUCCGGCGAGUGAGGAAAGCGGGGCUAAAACUGCACUCUGAAAAGUGCCAGCUGAUGCGCCAGGAGGUCUCGUUCCUCGGGCACCGAGUGGGAGCAGAGGGGAUCCAGACAGAGGUGGACAAGGUCACCGCAGUGAGGGACUGGCCUAUUCCCGUCAACCCCCGGCAGGUUAGAAGCUUCCUAGGGCUUGCGUCCUACUACCGCAGGUUUGUGCAGGGCUUUGCCACCAUCGCUGCCCCCCUGCACCGCCUCCUGAGGAAAGACGAGCCCUUUGAGUGGACCCCGGCGUGCCAGGAGGCGUUCGCCUCCCUGCAACAUGCGCUGUGCCAGUCCCCGGUGCUGGCUCCCCCGGAUGUCCGUUCUCCCUUCCUGCUGGACACGGAUGCAAGCAACGAGGGGAUCGGGGCUGUCUUAUCCCAGCCGGGUCCAGAAGGGGAGCAUGUGGUGGCGUAUUUUAGCCGGUCGCUCAGCAAGGCAGAGCGCCGGUAUUGCGUCACCCGACGGGAGCUGCUUGCGGUGGUGGAGGGGGUCCGCCACUUCCGCCACUAUCUCUGCGGGCUCCCCUUCACCAUUCGCACAGACCACGCUGCCCUGCAGUGGCUCCUGACGUUCCGGGAGCCGGAGGGACAGGUCGCCCGUUGGAUCGAGCAGCUCCAGGCGUUUCAGUACCGGAUCCAACACCGGGCUGGUGAGAAGCACGCCAAUGCGGACGCGCUGUCCCGUCGUCCCUGUGCCCGGGAGGGAUGCGCCCAUUGCAGCAGAAAGGAGGAGAGGGAAGCAGAGCUGUCCCGCCGGGGGGAAGAGCAAUGCCGGGUGGCAGUAUCGGCUGAGAGGGUGGACUGGAGAGCCCAUCAGGACCGAGACCCGGACCUCCGCCCCAUACUACAUUGGCUAGAGGAGCAGCGAAGGCCUCCCUGGGAGGAGGUGGCCCCUUUUUCCACCGCCACUCGGGGGCUGUGGGCUCAGUGGAGCGGGUUGGCCUUGCGUGACAGAGUCCUUCAGCGGCAGUGGAAGGUGCCCGCCACGGGGGAGGUGAGGUGGCAGGUGGUUGUCCCGGGGGCGAUGCGCCAGGAGGUGCUAGAGGCCCAUCAUGGGACCCCAGGCACUGGUCAUUUUGGAGUGACGAAGACCCUGAGGCGGCUCCGCCAGUCGUUCUACUGGGGGCAGUGCAGGCGAGACGUGGAGGACCACUGCCGACGCUGUGACAUCUGCACUGCCCGGAAAGGACCCCAGGGCCGGUCGCACGCCCCACUCCAGCAGUACCAGGUCGGGGGGCCUAUGGAGAGGGUUGCCGUGGACGUACUAGGCCCCUUUCCACGCUCCGAGAGGGGGAACCGGUUCGUUCUGGUGGCCCUCGAUUACUUCACUAAGUGGCCAGAGGCGUACGCUUUGCCAGACCAGGAGGCAGAGACGGUCGCUGAAGCACUGCUGGAGGGGUUCUUCAGCCGGUUCGGGGUCCCUCAAGAGUUGCAUUCCGACCAAGGGCGCAACUUUGAGUCCCGGGUCUUUGCCGGGAUGUGCCGGCGCCUGGGCAUCAAGAAGACGCGGACCACCCCUCUGCACCCUCAGAGCGACGGACUGGUGGAGAGGUUCAACCGCACGCUGGCCGUACAGCUGGCUGUCACCACCGCCACCCACCAGCGGGACUGGGACACCCACCUGCCUGUCGUGCUGUUGGCCUGCCGCUCUGCUGUCCAGGAUUCCACCGCCUGCACCCCUGCCCUGCUCAUGCUGGGGCGUGAGCUGCGCACUCCUGCGGAGCUAGCUUUUGGUCGUCCCCCAGAUGCCCCCAGUGUACCCCCGGGCCCUGAGUAUGCCAGGAGACUACAGGACCGACUGGAAUCAGCCCACAGCUUCGCCAGGGACCAGUUGCAGGCCGCUGGGGUACGGCAGAAGCGGAACUAUGACCUCCGAGUACGGGGGCGCCACUUCACCGCCGGGGAGCUCGUGUGGGUCUUCAGCCCCAAGAGACAGCGGGGCCGUUGCCCCAAAUUGGACAGCCACUGGCUUGGUCCUUGCCAUGUCCUGGAGAGGAUCGGGGACGUGGCCUACCGGGUGCAGCUACCUCACAGAGGACGAAAGGUAGUGCUGCACCGGGAUCGGCUGGCCCCCUACCUGGGACAACACCCAGCACCAUCCGACCCAGCAGCUCCUGACAGUCCUCUCCUGCCCCCUCCUGAUCCACCCCGCCCUAACAGUCCUCCCACCCCCAGGGCUGAGGGUUCCUCCCCCGACGGUUCAGUUUCCCUGUCCCCUGUGGCUGACAGGAGCCCGUCCUCCACGCAGGGCUCCCGCCCGCAAAGACAGCAUCGCCUCCCGGGUCGUUUUCGAGACUUUGUUCUUCCCUCGGGGACGAGGGACUAAGGGGGGGGCUGUGUAACGACCCUGGCGAUGGCAGCAUCCUGGACAUUGUGUUUGUCUUGUUUGUUACGUCCUGUUUAAGGUUCCAUGUAUUGUGAGGGUACGGGGCACGCCGUUGGUGUGUGUCUGCGUGAGUGCAUGCGUGUGUGUGCAGUGGGCGGUUCCCCCAGAGGCUAUAAGUAGGAGGGGGGGGAAGCCGCGAGCGGGAGAAUGCGUGUGAAUGUCUGACUGGAGAGCGAUUACGAGAGACAGAGUACCGGCUGAGAGACUGCUUGUCGGUGAGUCUGCGGUGUAAAAGAGAGAGAGAGACAGCUAUUUGUUAUUUUGGCGUGAACCCCGGCCCAAACAGGGUUUCGUUGUGUUAUUAAAGAAAUUAAAAAAAUAAAAGUACGUGGAACCUCAUCUGGUCUCU
Molecule: messenger RNA, 5863 nt
Organism: Acipenser ruthenus (sterlet)
Lineage: Eukaryota; Metazoa; Chordata; Actinopteri; Acipenseriformes; Acipenseridae
Exons: 2
Coding region: 1-5454 (1817 amino acids)
Biological process (GO): proteolysis; DNA integration
Molecular function (GO): nucleic acid binding; aspartic-type endopeptidase activity
Source: RefSeq, a predicted model, not a curated record